Messenger RNA from Sus scrofa (pig), 8182 nucleotides. RefSeq names its product coiled-coil domain containing 50 (gene CCDC50). Gene Ontology annotation, cellular component: cytoplasm. Lineage: Eukaryota; Metazoa; Chordata; Mammalia; Artiodactyla; Suidae. The record is from RefSeq and is a predicted model, not a curated record. Gene Ontology annotation, molecular function: ubiquitin protein ligase binding.
GCUGGGAGGCGGCCGGGGGAGCUGAUCUGCGCUCGCCAGCCACUAGCAAUUGCGGUUACAGACCUGCAGCUCCCCUCCCCUCUCCCUCCCCCUCCCCACCCAGGCCCGCCCGCCCGCGCGCCUUUCUGUCUCCUCUCUCCCUCCGUACUGGCCGGCCCGGGUCCAUUUCCGGGCUCCGGGUAUUUGGUAUCGAUCGGGCCGGGGGCGCGAGAGCAGGUGGCUGCGGAGGGGCAGCUGGGCGGCCAGCCUGGUGCGCCGGGGCGGGCCUCCCGCCGCCUUUGUCGCCCGUCCCCUCCCGGAGGCCAGCUCUGUCUUCCGGGCCCGCAAGCGCUGCGGGCUGGACUUUGCGCCGCGUCGGGCGCUGCAGCCGCUGCCGCUGUUGAGAGCCGGUCCACGCUCGGUGUAGGCGGCGGCCGGGAAGUGGGAGGCCUUGGGCAGCUCGGACACCGGGCCAACAUGUCUGAAGUCAGCAUCGACCAGUCCAAGCUGCCUGGAGUCAAGGAAGUGUGCCGAGAUUUUGCUGUCCUGGAGGACCACACCCUGGCCCACAGCCUGCAGGAACAAGAAAUUGAGCAUCACUUGGCAUCGAAUGUUCAGCGGAACCGUUUGGUCCAGCAUGAUCUCCAGGUGGCCAAGCAGCUUCAGGAAGAAGAUUUGAAAGCUCAGGCUCAGCUGCAGAAGCGCUACAAAGACCUUGAACAACAAGACUGUGAGAUUGCUCAAGAGAUCCAGGAGAAGCUGACUAUCGAGGCAGAGAGACGACGCAUUCAGGAGAAGAAGGACGAGGACAUAGCUCGACUCUUGCAAGAAAAGGAGUUACAGGAAGAGAAAAAGCGAAAGAAACACUUUCCGGAGGCCUCUGGAGCCAAUGCUUAUGGUGACAGUUACUAUUACGAAGAUGGAGACCACCCACGGUCAAGGAGGGCAAGGGAGUUGGGUUCUGGAUUCUCAAGGUCUUGUAGACUCCAAAGCGAGGAGAAGACUGUGAAGCAGAGGAAGGAGAAAUGCAAACGUCCUCAGGAGAACUUGGAAGAACUGGAAGAGCAGUGUCCAUCAGAGAAACCUCUGUCGUCAUCUAGCUUGGGUAAAGUGAGAGACGAUCCCCCGAUGAACACUGAGCAGCCUGAAAGGAAACAGCCUGGUCCUGAGAAGCUCCAGAGACCUCCUCUUCCCAGGAUCAGUGGUGAGGUGUUUCUGAGCACCGAAUCGGAUGACUGGGAGGCUCACCAUAGCCAUCGAACUCGGAGUGGGGAGAAACAUGCACGGCACCAAGACCGACUUUCUCCCAAGUCCUCACAGAAAGCAGGGCUUCCCUGCAAGGAAGCUGUAUAUGGGAGGGACCAUGGGCAAGGGGUGCACAGAGAAAGGAAACACAGGCCAAGGACUCGGCCCUUCUCAGAGAGUGAGGAGCGGUUCCAGCUCCAUGACCCAGGAGUGAAACCCAGAGUAAUGAAAGACACUGUCUCUACUCCCUCACGAGUGACCCACAGGGAUCAGGAAUGGUCCGAUGCUGAAAUUGCCAGAAAACUGCAAGAAGAAGAAAUUUUGGCUAUCCAGGUGGACAUGAGAGCAGCUCAAGUCGCCCAGGAUGAGGAAAUCGCUAGACUUCUAAUGGCUGAAGAAAAGAAAGCUUACAAGAAAGCCAGGGAGCGGGAGAAAUCAUCUUUGGACAAAAGAAAGCAUGACCCUGAGUGGAAGCCCAAAACCGCUAAAUCAGCACACUCAAAGUCAAAAGAAAGUGAUGAACCUCACCGUUCUAAGAAUGACAGGCCAGCACGGCCACCACCACCUACCAUGACAGAUGCUGAGGAUUUGGAUUACACUCAUUUUACAAACCAGCAUAAUUCCACACGUCAUUUCUCAAAGGCAGAGUCUUCUCAUAAAGGUUUCCAUUAUAAGCCAUGAAAACCUAGGAAUCUGCCUUGAAAACGGACUCACUGUAGCAGAAUUACUGGAUAAUACAAAAUGCAUUCCAUGCUUAUUUUUUUUCCUCCUCUAUUUUGUAUUCCUGGGAUUUUUGGAUCAUAAAUACUUUUCAUUCAUUUGAAACAUUUUGGUUAUUCCUGAUCACUUGGGCAGUACAAGAAAAUCUAGCUUCUGAAUAUUGACCACCUCUACGCUGCAUAUACUUUCUGGGAUAUAGUAUCUCAGAACUCUAUAAAAUGCCAUUUUUGUUAGGUAUGGAGGAUUGCCAUCUAGGGAAUAGACUUUAUUUAGCAGUUGUAAUUUUGUGGAAAUAAUGAUCCAGGUAAAAUGUAAUGUUUGGAUGCAAUGCAGAAUAAAAGCGCAUAAGAAAUAGCUUUAUUGGGUACUUAAGUGCAUGAUAUAUUGAAAGACAGAGUCUUUUGCUCUUUUUACUCUUCAGGAAAAGAAAUCACAGUCAUAAAGUAUUUAAAAGAAAACCUGUAGUUUGAAACAUGUGACUCUGCCUACUAGGACUGUAGAGGUUUUGCGUAUCCUUACACGCCCUCCUGAGAACAUUGGCCUAGAUGUCUUUCUCUAACUCUGCCUCUGCCAUUGCUUCCUCAGUAGCAAGGCUUUCUGAAGCCUCUGGACAUUGGACCAUUUAGUAGUAUUUACUGGCAAAUGAAAAUUAAUUCUAUGAAAUUUCAAUUCAAGUCUAUGCAAAAUCAACUGAAAGUGAAAAAUUUUCUAUCCCUUCUCUUACUUUAUGUUUACAAAGCCAAAGGAAAUGCAAUUGGGAUGAUGUUUAUAUAAAUCACAAGUUGAUUUAUGUAAACCAUCAUUCUCUAUGGCUGUUGAUUGAAAUUUUCCUCUGAUCUGAAAAACAGCAGUAUUUUAGUCGGCAACCUCUCAAAAAUAUUUUGUCUCUGUCAGUAAGCAGAUUUAAUUGGAUAUGAAGUCGAAGUUGAUAAAGAGGUUCUUCAUCCAAAUAUUUGGUUCUGCCCAUUUGUUAAUGACACAUGGGCAUUGGAUUUCUUUGUGUCAGACCUUUAAGUCCCUCCUUAAGAAAUCUGGAAUUUUUUUUCCAGCUCCUAACCUCAUGGAAAUGUUUCUUUCCCCAUACUGGUUAACAUAGGUGUCAGUUGCCACACUGUAUAUAUAAAUACUAUCCUUUCAGGUGGACUUUCUAUUGUUUUUCAUUGUAGGAAUCUCACAGUGUUGGCAUUUUAGUGUGGGGUUGGUUUAGGAAAAAAAUCUGUAGGUGACUUGAGCAAAAGUUGAUAAUCCAUUCUUUUCCCACUGGGAACUGCCUUCUAUUUGCCUUAUCUUUUCCAGAGAGUCUUUAAACUGGGGCCGCGUUCAGGAAGCUCUUUAGGAUAGUUUCUCAGAGUGGAUUUGGGUUUUUCAUUUUGAGAAAGAUCUUUAGUUUUUGGAUGAUAUAAACUUAAGUAAAACGUAGAUAAGAAUUAAGUUUUUUUCAACAGAGAAAUGAAAACCCUUAGGGAUGUAGUCAUUUUGGAGAAAUGGGGAAGAAGAAAACAGGACUUGGAAUGGCCAGGAUGAAAUGAAUGAGGAAAAAUCUUGAUCGAAAUAGGCAAGGCCAGACCAAAUGGAGGUCCUAGCCUUAAAUUCUAGAGGGUGGUUUCAAUAUCCAAAAGUUAGGCAUUGUUGAUUUAUAGUAAUGCUGUAUUUUUCCUUGUCUGCCCUGUGAUUUUGCAUCAUGUUUUUAAAAAGUUUUUUAUGAUAGCUUUAAAGAAAAAUAAAAAAGACAGUGUAUUUUUAUUUGAAAAUCAGACAAAUGGGCAACAUCAUUUGCCAUAUUUUUAUUUUAUAAAUGUUUAUUUUUCUAUCUCAUACAAUGAUUAGUUCUUACAUUUAAAAUUCUGCAUUUCACUUGCCUCCCAUGUACUACUUUAUCCAAUCAUAUUUAUUAUUAUAAAAUGCUAACUGGAUGUAUUUUACUCAAAAAAAUGUCUGGUCACUUACCACAUACCCAGGAUGUUAGUGUUUCAACUGUCUUAGUGAGUGACCGAAGGUGGUAUUUUCCCCCUGACACACAAUUCAGCAUCUGUAUUGAAAAUUUGUUAUUUUGUUUAAGGUUUUUAAAAGAUUAGAAUUUUAAAAUACUUUAAUUUUAUUUUUUUGUAAAGCAAACGCUUUUUAAGAAGUUUCAGAGGAACCCUUUCCCUGUGAAUGAGACAGAAAUCAAACUCAACCAGUUGAAUUCCUCUUCUUCUCAUUCAAAUAAUGUAGUUGUUAUCUUUGAGACUCUAAAAGCAACUAAGAACUGUAUUUUAAGGAACUGCCAAACAUUCUUCACUGUGUGCUGUGCUUUUAACUUUGUCGUUUUUAUAUAAAUACGGAAGCAUUUAUUUUGUUCCUGUUCCUGCCGUAACACACGCAAUUUAAUUUUUAGACCCACAAUGUGUUAUGCGUUGGUGUUGUGAUGUAAACUAAUCCUUCCGGCCUUGGAACAUUUUUCCCUUUCUAUAGCUCUGUUCUCUGGAGGCCAGGCUCCAUUAACGUCAGUGUUGCUGAAUGAGCACAGUAUGUUAUGGAGCCAGUAUGUUAAGGCUACUGGACCUGUACACCCCUUUAUCCCAUCCUAACUUUUUCUAAGUCAUCGCCUGCAAGUAAGGUUAGAUAGGGGUCAGAUUAAAUGUUCUGGAUUGAAAAAAAUAUGACUCUUCUGUCAAACUAUGGUCACAUAUAAUUUUCCUGGGAGACUACGCAGUUGCUACACAUGCUUUAAAAUAACAUUGCAAUUUUUACAAGGUGACUUUUGCAUACCAUUGCAGUACUGUUUCUCAAGUGACUUAACAACAGCCAGUGACAGACUAAUGAACUGCAAAAAAGACUGUAUGCUUUUUGAUCAUAGAGAAGCAUCUAAAUUAGAAAAUACAUGGAUAGAUGCUCCUGGGAGAAAACCUUUGUAGAAUGACAGUGGCCACUUGGAUCUAGAUCAGCCUAUUCCAAAAUGUGUGACCUUAGGCCUUGUUGCCACUGAACUCACUCAACAAAAUGAUGAACCAGACCUAUCUCCCCCUUUUCUUCUCUACUGUGGCCUGCAGCUGAAGUGGAUGAUAGAUAAAUCCUUUGCUUUGUCCAGACCUUCCCUACAGUAUCAGGACUUUUGGUAUAAAAGUAAUUAACUUUUAACAGAUAAGUGUUUUUCUUUAGGAUGUCACAUGUUCUGUGAAUUUUGUCUCGUACCGAAUUACUCUUUGGGAGCACCUGAUAGAAUAAGGUGCAUUCAGUUUGCCCCACAUUAGGCCUUGAUUUUUAAUGAGUGUUGUCUUUGCACAAAAAUCAUGUUGGAGCAUACCAAGAUUAUUCAUUUAUGUAGUGAAAAUUUUCUUGAAAGAUAACUGGUGAUCGGCUGUAAUACCUUUGGCCUAAUAAAGGCGCUUGCAUAAGCUUUCUGAAGGACUGAGAACAAACUAGAAUUUGCACUCAAAGGCUUUUUUCCCUUUCGGGAAAACACUGUAGGUGUUGGGAACAUUAAUACAGAAAAGGAACACUUCAGGUUGCUUUCACUGUUACAUAAUAUACCAUAUUCUGAUUGGCUUUUUAGAAAUAAGCAUAAAAAAAUAAAAACUUACUCUCUGAGCAAAAAGGGGAAAAAAAACAUAUUUUUCAAGUACUUUGUCCAUUGCUUGCUGCUCAGAAUCAGAGGAGUGAUUAGAUAAAAUGACCCCAUUUUUUCUUCCUAUCUGGUGGUGCCUGAGAGUCUUAAAGCCAUAUUGUUUAUCUUACUGUUGAUAGGAUCCUCUUUUCUCCCUGGUCCAUAGUAGGUCACCUGAGCAGGGAGAAGCAGACUGGAGACUGUCAUGCACAGGCCACAGUGUCACCCGAAGUUCUCCUGCAAGAAUCUCUUUUAUCCUUGGUGACGUGUGAGAUUAUUAAAGGGAAGAGUUGAGGCUGUUGUUGCUCCUGCUUGUUGCUCCUGCCACUUAACUCUCAUUGGAAAUGCUCUAACCUAUUUCUAGAGAAGUCACGAAGGAGGGGGUAAAGUAGGAAAUUCUCACCUCUCCAGAGUCACCUUUCUUCUGAGACCUGCACUUUAUGCCAGUAACGUCCGCGAGGAGCAGCGUUGCCUUAAAUUAGUUUGAUUCUGACCAGGGUGCACGUAAUGUAUUUCCUAGUUGUGAAUGACUGUUCACUCUCCUUUGAGAUAUAAAAUUUACAGGUGAGCCCCAAACAUCCUUGUCAUCCGAAGCUUUGGACCGCCUCCCUCUAGGCUGUGGGUGGCGUAGACACCGAUAGGUAUGUCAUUUCAAGUUGCCUCUCAGUGUAUGGAUGAGCAGUAGUGUGACCAGAAAGGGUGGUAGUAGGAGAGGUGGAAUUUCCUGAAUGGAUUCUUCAGAUAGUCACUUCCCAAAUACAAACUGAGGGGAGACUGUCCUCCUCUUCAAGAGGGACUGUCGAAGAUACUUCCGAGGGUUCCAUCAUGUAGUGAAGGCACGUGUUACUGUUUUCUAAGGAUUUCACCAACACUCUUGUGUGCUGAAAUGCAUGCAUUAACAAAAAAAAAAAAGAGAGAGAGAGAGAAAACCAGAGGCACUCACUCUCCGUUGAUGUGAAGAGUGUUUCUAUUUUAUUACUUUUAAGAGAAAAUCUGAAAAUCGUUUACUGUGCUGGGGAAGACACCAGAGUGUUUUUCAGGGUUUGUAUUUGAAGCCACAAACUGACAGAAUCAUCUAAGUAAUCAUGUUGGUUUAUGGGUCGUGUCUAGGCCUAAAAAAAUUCUCUUUGCCCUUAAGUAUUUGUAAACACUGCCUAGAAAAAUGUUUGUAGUAGACUUAAAUGUUUUGUGUAUUCUCGGUAAACUAGAAGUGUGUUUUUCUCUUUUUGAGUAACUUUUCAUAGCAUAGGGAGCCAGCACUCUGCUGUUUUCAUCAUUUCAUCAUCUCUGCUGGACAGAAUAGGUUGUGUAACUUAGUGCCUCAUGAGUCAUUGCUGAGGUUCAUACAGAAAGAAGGGAAUUGUAAGACAGGGUUUGCAUGAUAUUUCAUUCACAAAAGAGCAAGGAUUAAGAACAGUAUGGAGAAGACAGUUAGGAGAAUAGACUAUUACAUGUCAUAUACUUGGGAUACGUGUUCGUUGUACUGAGUUUCAGACCACAGUUGCUAGCAGAGCUUCUAGCUGUUUAGUGAAAUUUUGAUGUCAGAAUUUUUAAAAUUUCUUAUUGAAUUAUUCUCUGAAACCCCCAUAGGCUAUAACCUCAGCUUUUGCCAUAAACUGAAAACCAAAUGCCUUUUCUCAGCUGCAGCUGUAUUUUCCACCUGCCUCUGAAAGGCAGCCCAGUAUUUAAUUCAUGAAGUAUUACGGGAAAAUAGCAUGUAAAAACAAUGUUCCAAAAAAGAGAAUCCCCUGCGAUGUGGUUUUCCUUAAGAAUUCAUCCCAGCACAGUCUUUUAUUCUGAAAGGUGCUGAAUUAUAACAUACAAGAGUUUGCUCAUAUAAAUCAAGUUGCUCAGGAAAUUGGGUGGUGGUGUUCAGGAGGUGGUGCUCUCAUUUGUCUUAUAAUCUGGAAAAGUACUCUCUUGAGAGUGAGAGUGAGACUGCACAGUACCCAGAUGGUUUUGGAUUCUUUGGUAAGAAGUCCUUUGGCAUUUGGAAUGUGGAUGUUUAAAAACCAUGUGAAAUAUUAUCCCCAUCUGUCUGUAGCCAAGCCCCAGAGGGAAAGGCAGCUUUGAAAUGGUUGCUUCAUGGAGCUGAACAGAACCUUAAUGGAAUAGAGUGGCCUGUCUGAGGACAGAAAACCAAGAGGCCACCUCAGACCUCCUGCCUACCUAGAGAUUAAGCAAAACUGUGAGGGACACUAUGGAUGCCUUAAAGGUGACUGAUGUCGGGUCCUGGUGGGUAUGUGUGCACCUUUCUGGACGAGCUGAUGGAAACAGUCUGAUUCAGUUCACCUUCUUGCAGCACAGGUUCCUGCUCGUGACCUCAUCAGGGAAGGUGAGAAACAGGGUGCUGGGGACUCUCUACGUCCUGGGAGGUUGAGGUGGCCGUGUCAUUCUGACUCUCCAGCACUCAAGCCUCCUUUCAGUGCCAGUUACACAUCUACAUUAAUUCAUCUAUGCAAGCUUGUGUUUCAGUGCUUUUUUACACCUUAUGUCCCAUUUGAUUCUUUCAACAUCAGGUUUAACAUUGGUAUUAUGAAUAAUUUUUAAACCAAAGUUUUGUGUCAGUCUUUGUGCUUGUUCUCCUGGAUGGCUUGAGGCAAACACCAAUCUUGUCCUUCUCUCUUAAUAAACUCAUCCAUUUGUUAAAUC